Neohortaea acidophila is the source of this 1516-nucleotide messenger RNA. RefSeq lists its product as uncharacterized. The record is from RefSeq and is a predicted model, not a curated record. Bases 151 to 1413 code for a protein of 420 amino acids. Gene Ontology annotation, biological process: activation of GTPase activity; nucleocytoplasmic transport. Gene Ontology annotation, cellular component: perinuclear region of cytoplasm; cytosol; nucleus. NCBI's taxonomy places the organism in Eukaryota, Fungi, Ascomycota, Dothideomycetes, Mycosphaerellales, Teratosphaeriaceae. Gene Ontology annotation, molecular function: GTPase activator activity; small GTPase binding. The transcript has a single exon.
GUUUGAAAGCCUCCAUAAUUGUUUACACCGAGCUGUACUUUUUCCCACAUUGACAUUUUGACGACUAUUGUGGCACGCACUGAGUGGAAACUUCCUGCACGCCUCAACUCCUUUGAGAACAACAAUCCUUGCCCAAGCACAUUACCCAAAAUGUCCAAAGUCUUCUCCCUCCGCGGCCAAGCACUCAAACUCGACACCGCCGCCGACCUGCACAAACACACCCAAGCUCUAGAGGCAAGCAGCGACGUAGAGGAGAUCCACCUCGAAGGCAACACCAUCGGUGUCGAAGCCUCGCAAGCCCUCGCGCGCAUCCUCGAAACCAAGACCACCCUGCAGUACGCCAACCUCGCCGACAUCUUCACCGGCCGACUACUCGCCGAGAUCCCGCAGGCGCUCGAUGCGCUCCUCACCGCCCUGCUGAAGUGUCCCAAGUUGCACACGGUGAAUUUGAACGAUAAUGCGUUUGGCCUGAAUACUGUUGAGCCUUUGCGGCCUUUUCUCAGUCGGCAUACGCCUUUGCAGCAUUUGUUUCUCAACAAUAAUGGGUUGGGGCCUGCGGCUGGUACACUAGUUGCUGAGGCGCUGGAGCAGCUUGCUGGGAGGAAGGCGGAGGCGAGGAAGGAGGGGAAGAGUGUUCCGGAUCUCGAGACGGUGGUGUGUGGACGCAAUCGGUUGGAGACGGGCAGCAUGGCGGCUUGGGUCAAGGCAUACCAGGCGAACGACAAAGUGAAGACGGUCAAGAUGGUGCAGAAUGGGAUUCGACAGGAGGGAGUGGCGCAAUUGCUUCAGCAUGGAUUGUCGAGCUGUGUUCAACUGGAGGUGCUCGAUUUGCAGGACAACACGUUUACUGUGCUGGCUGGACAGACGUUGGCGAACGUCGUGGAGCGGUGGACGAAGUUGAAAGAGCUCGGCGUCGGCGAUUGUCUCUUGAGUGCGCGAGGAGGCAGACUAUUGGGAGAUGCAUUGGCAAAGGGCGGCAACAAGAAUCUCGAAGUGCUGAGAUUGCAGUACAAUGAAAUCGACGGCAAGGGUCUGACAGCACUCGUCACCGCGGCUUCAGGUUCUGGAUUGCCGCGACUACGCCGCGUCGAACUGGACGGCAAUACCUUCUCCGAGGAGUUGCCGGAAGUUGCACAAUUCGAGGAGAUUCUUCGCAAACGAAAGGAAGAUCAAGCGGACGAGUAUCCCGGGGUCGACGAGGACGAUGACGAGGCUUGGGGAAUCAGUGUGGAGGACAUGGAGGAUGAAGAUGAGAGCGAAGAGGAAGCUGACGAAGCUGAGGAUGAGGAAGACGAGGAGCAAGCGAAGAUUGUGAAGGAUGCGGAGAUCGCGGAGGACGAGCCUGUUGCUCAAACCAAGGACAAGGAGGUCGACGAGCUGGCGGACGUGCUGGGCAAGACGGAGCUGAAGUGAUGUGUCUUGGAGUGGGCCGACGUGUCUGUUGUUCCGUUACCUUAGCAUUGAGCGUUUGUGAUACCAGUUGUAGGAUACAGGGUAGACGGCGAGAAUUAGAAGA